Molecule: messenger RNA, 641 nt
Organism: Corythoichthys intestinalis (scribbled pipefish)
Lineage: Eukaryota; Metazoa; Chordata; Actinopteri; Syngnathiformes; Syngnathidae
Gene: fmc1
Product: formation of mitochondrial complex V assembly factor 1 homolog
Exons: 2
Coding region: 56-388 (110 amino acids)
Cellular component (GO): mitochondrion
Source: RefSeq, a predicted model, not a curated record
UUCGAUUGAGUUGGUCUGCCCAGGCGUCUAGACAGCUCUCGCUCUUCGUCCGAAGAUGGCAGCGUCACCUUCGUCCUUACGAGUCUACAGAGGGAUACUUAAAGAACUGCGAGCGAUGCAAGGACAAAAUUACAAACAGUCACUGGCGUACAAUUACAUUACGGAUCAGUUUCGGAAAAAUCAGGUGACAGGAGAGAGAUACUGCCGCGCCCAGCAGGAGGCGCUCCAUGCCUCUCAAACAUACAUGUGUCUGCUGGCAUCCUCCAGGAACCACCAAGCCCUGCAUAACCUUUACCAUGGAAAGGGAGAGCGUGGCGCAGAGGAGGUGGCGGGCUUGGUGGGGCUCAGGUUGCCUACUCAGCCCGGAGGCAAAGGCUGGGAGAAAUGAAAACCGUGCAUGAAUGAUGCUUCAUGAACAGCAACUUCCAAAGGGAUAUGUGUUCAUCCAGAAGCCUGUGGACUAUAACAUGCUUUCCAGGGAGGAACCAUGUAUGGGAAAAACACAUUAUGAAUAGAUGAACCUUACAGUUAAUGUAUAUCUGCUUUUGUUCUGGUCCUUCAAAUAUCGUCGAAAGCAGUGCUAGACAUUCAUAAGAACUGUUCCACGUUGAUUAAUUUCUCUAUUAAAGUAUUCACCACUU